Phascolarctos cinereus (koala) is the source of this 1387-nucleotide messenger RNA. Lineage: Eukaryota; Metazoa; Chordata; Mammalia; Diprotodontia; Phascolarctidae. The record is from RefSeq and is a predicted model, not a curated record.
AGCACAGACACGUUCGGCCCCGCCUCCUGAGCCCCUGAAGACUCGCGGGAGUGAGAGCUCGGGCGUGUGCCGAGAAGAGUGCCGAGGUGCGGUUGGAAGUUGACGCUGGUCAGUUGGUCAAGCCCGCCCACGUGACCCGGGAAGUCACCAGCUCUCCAGAUGGAACCGCCCACAACUGAGGAAGACAACCAGCACUGCCCGAAGGUGGAGGGCCCUUUUGAAAUCCCUGAUGAGCUUCUUGACUGGCUUCCUUAGGAGAUCCUUGCCCCGCAGGAAGGGAUAUUUGGCUUUGGAAAUCACCUUACAGCCAUGAGUUUGGAGAAGAAAAGAAGCGUGCCGUAUCGCCAGAUGAAGACUCGUGAUGAAUCCCCAUCCGCAGCCCGUCCAGUGAGAAGAAUGCGCCCAUGUGAAAAAGGAAAUGAAAGCAAAGAACCUUCCAAAGUGACCAGCACCGCGAGGAAGCUCUUCGGGCGCACCGUCCAGCCCAGAAUGCGGCAGGAGCUCAUCAGGCUUAUUGCAGCAAAGAGAGAAAAGGAAUAUGUCAAUUUUCAUAAGUUUAGAUUCUUUGUCGGAACGUGGAAUGUGAAUGGCCAGUCCCCAGACAGUGGGUUAGAACUGUGGCUGAAUUGUGAUAGAGACCCUCCAGACAUUUACUGCCUUGGCUUCCAAGAGCUGGAUUUGAGCAUGGAGGCAUUCUUCUACUUGGAAUCCACCAAAGAGCAUGAGUGGCUGGCAUCCGUGAAACAAGCCUUGCAUUUCAAGUCUAAGUAUAAGAAAGUACAGCUAGUCCGCCUGGUUGGAAUGAUGCUACUGAUAUUUGCCAGAAGAGAGCAUUGCAUGUAUAUCCAGGAUGUUGCCACAGACACCGUGGGAACUGGACUCAUGGGGAAAAUGGGGAAUAAAGGAGCUGUUGCUGUGAGAUUUAUGUUCCACAACACUACGUUUUGCAUCGUCAAUUCCCACCUGGCUGCCCAGGUGGAGGAUGUUGAAGGGAGAAGCUUUCUAAAGCAUCAUUACCUGGCCCUAUGUUGGUAAGUGCUAUUGUAGAUCCUAGAUUGGUCCUUUAGAAUGUUGCCAAGUGUUUGAGAAGAUGCAGAACUUGCAUGGAGCAGAACUGAAGUGCCCUCGUGCUGCAGUGGCAUCCAUAGCAAUCACUGCUCCUCUAUGUGGCUCCAAAAUUAUACAACAUUACAUCCUUAACACAGCCUAAGGGUACCAAGUUUCCAAGUCAUUGUUAGUUUUCUUAAAAUGGCUUGCCCCUUUCUUACCAAGUGUUCUGAAAGAUCAUUUGAAUGAAAUGUCAUUUCUGGUAGAAGUGCCAUCCAUUUGAAUGAAAUGUCACUUCUGGUAGAACCCCAACAAGAUCAUGGACAAUGUCCAGGUUGUA